CGGAGGAUGUGAAAGGCGUGGCUGUCGCCUGUGGGCGUGUGUGAUGGUUUGGGAUUGGGGGCUUCCAAAGCUGCUUUGUCUCUGCAUCUCAAAUUUUGAAGGCAGUGAAGCAGAGCGAGGAAGUCACGCAUGCCGAGAUGGAAUAGUCUUUAUACCUAGUCUAAUGCUGCAGUUGCUUCUUCUGCGAAACCCUAUCUCGCUUCAGGCUUCAGCUUCCUCCAAUCAAAACACAACGGAAAGUGCCACUACUCAUGAUUAUUUAUGGCGCAUUCCUCCAAAAACCGAUUUCGCUCCGAUCCCCUCAAUUUCCGUUGAUCCUUUUCCAUUUUCCUCGGAAUCUUGUCAUACCGAAUGGGGACAUGGAGUGAUUAUUCAUUUAAUUCACUUACUCAUUUUGCAGGAAAGUGUGACGAGCAGAGAGAACGUGCCUAAAGCCUCUCAGGUACUCGAAAACAGUGUGUACAUUCUAAGGUUCCAUUUUUACCUACCUCAUUGAACCAUCUGGGGUUUCCUUCAGCAAUAUAUUGAAGUACCGAAUUCUGAUUCUAUAAGGGCUUUAUCUUACCUCGUGGAAACACGCUGGAUUCGCGGUUCUCUGUUGUCUUCGGCAUUCUAGGGGUACCUUUCUUGUUCCGAUUUUUUUUUUCUCUUUUCUUUCUUUUGAUAAUUUUUUGCCCCCCAAAUAUAUGUGAAUCACAUGAUGAUGUGGUGGUAAUUUCUCAGUGGGGAAGGAGGCGUUUGUUUUCAGAACCAGAAGUAUAUUUUCACGGAGGAUAUUUUGCCCAUCUGAAUCUGACCAUGGCUUUAGGGUUCUUAUUUUGAAAGGAAUUGUUAAUUUUCUGAGACGCUGGCACAAACCCCUUAUGUUUAGGGCUUUAAAAGUAGUUCUCCUUUAGGUCGCUUUCCAGGAGCCCGAAACCACUGCAUCGACCUUAAAGAUUCCCGUAAACUAGUACUGCAGGGUGAGAAAAGGAGGAAUCAAAGUAGUGUCCGUUGCGAGAUGAUGCUUCGAAACUCCUCGUUAUUCAAAACUUUCAAAGAUUCUUUUCCGGUCCUCUUGUAAUUUCCGAGUUACGGUGUGGUGGCGAUUAAUUCUGAAUAUACACGCAAUAUCGGCAAUCUUGUGCUUGCACCAGUUUUUUCAAGAGGCUAACUAGCUGAACCUGCGGCCGGCUCUUUUCAGAAAAAUUUAGGGUUGAGCUCUUAGUAAAAUGAUAAAUUGAUCCUUUUAAACUUAAAAAUAAACCUUAGGUUUUACGAAAAUGAUUAAAUUAUAUUAAUGUUAAUAUCAAUAAAAAUUUUCAACAAUUAGUUAAUAUUCCUAACAAAAUCUAAUUGUCAGGUUGAUCUUAGGGUGUUGU
Prosopis cineraria is the source of this 1361-nucleotide messenger RNA. RefSeq lists its product as uncharacterized. The transcript is spliced from 4 exons. The coding region runs from base 44 to 496 and encodes 150 amino acids. NCBI's taxonomy places the organism in Eukaryota, Viridiplantae, Streptophyta, Magnoliopsida, Fabales, Fabaceae. The record is from RefSeq and is a predicted model, not a curated record.